This is a messenger RNA of Penaeus indicus, 6040 nucleotides long. It is a transcript of the gene Gcn2, whose product is annotated as eIF-2-alpha kinase GCN2-like. Bases 200 to 5239 code for a protein of 1679 amino acids. Gene Ontology annotation, molecular function: protein binding; eukaryotic translation initiation factor 2alpha kinase activity; ATP binding. NCBI's taxonomy places the organism in Eukaryota, Metazoa, Arthropoda, Malacostraca, Decapoda, Penaeidae. Gene Ontology annotation, biological process: DNA damage checkpoint signaling; regulation of translational initiation by eIF2 alpha phosphorylation. Gene Ontology annotation, cellular component: cytoplasm; nucleus; cytosol. The transcript is spliced from 23 exons. The record is from RefSeq and is a predicted model, not a curated record.
CUCCUCCUCAGUCUGUGGAAAGGCUGUCAAAAAUUUACACGAGAAACGCAACCUCCAAAAUCCUCUCUUUAAAUCCAUCAAAUUACUGCUGUGACUGCGAUAUCUUGCUUUGAUAGAGGAUGACGGUACAGAAGAGAUACUAAUGGCUAUGAUGAGUUGAUGGUUGGAAGUCUAGGUAAAUGUAUUGGCAGAAAUAGGCAUGGAAGACUCACUACUGGAGAUAGUAAAGGGAGAGGUGGAAUUAAUGCGGAGUGCUUACUGUGAAGAAUUCAGUGACUUAAGGGAGCAAGAUGUCUGGAAUGUCUACCGUGCGCCUGACGUUCGUGUGCGAUUGGGACCACAUCACUCACAGGGUGGAACGCUACACGACCACGUCUGGGUUGUUCUCAGAAUAAAAACGACCGACAGCUACCCCCACAAGGCAGCGGAGGUAGAAGUUGAAAAAAGCGAUGGCUUAGCGAUGGAGAAAGUUCAAAAGCUGUCCGUCCUUUUGAAAAAGAAGGCCUCCAGCUUAGCCAAGAAGGGGAUGGUUGUGAUGAUGGAAUUGUGUCAGAUGACUGAGAGCUACCUGGGUGAACAUGCACGCCCCUGCAAGGAGAGCAUCUACGAAGAAAUGGUGGCCGGCCAGGAAGCGCGGAGACAGGCAAGCGUGGAGGCCGAGAAGGAGAUUAUGAGGCAGAGGGAGAAAGAGGAGGAGGAGCAGCGGUCCGUUAUGAGAGAGGAGGUUGCCAGGGUUAAGGAAGAGCUUAAGCAAGAGGAAAGGAAGAGGAAAGAGCAAAGGUAUUGGCCGUUCAACUCGGAGGUCGGAGGAGAGAAGGGAGAGUCAGCUGAUUCUCCCAAUCAUGGAAAGCUGAAACAUAGAUCCAUAUCAGAGUGCAGUUCUGAAAGUGGUUCCGGAGAGAACCAAGGGAGCAAUGUGUUGUGUUUUCCCCUCGGAGGAAAGCAGGAGUGCCUUGUCAUUGUAGGAAAGUGCAUUUGGGAACGGAGAAAUCAGGGAUGCUACUUAUUUGAAGCUCGCGAUAAAAUAACCUCUGAGAGAAGUAUUAUAUAUGAAUGGUGUAUCAACUCAAAGCGAACAGGACGGAAGGGAAAUCACGUGAAGAUCGGUCAGGAAAACCAGGUCGAGGAAUUAGUUAGCAAAUUUUCAGCCCAGGAGAAAGAGAUGAGCUCCCUGCUACGGCUGUCCCAUGACAACCUUGUUGGGUACUUAGGGAUGAAGUUAAACUGCAGGCAGAACGAUGGUGUGGACGUUUACAUCCUCCAGGAGUACGUUCAGGGGAUGUCCAUGAAGUACUACAUCCACCACCAGAUCCCCCAGAAUGAGGCUUUUCUGCGCCACAUCACGGAAGGAACCCUCAAAGCCCUGAACUACCUCCACCAGAACAAUGUCGUGCACAGAGACCUGAGGGAUUCAAGCAUAUACAUGGACAAUCAGUCCCACAUGGUGCGAGUAGCCGAUUAUGGUGUGGAGAGGAGAAUAGUGGAAGCAGUCCUGGAGUUCAAGAAUAUCCAGGUAGCCCCCUUGUACCCACAGUCCCCUGGCCGAGGGGGAAAGAAGGGUGACGUCUACCGCUUGGGGCUCGUGAUCCUGUCUAUCCAUCAGGGCCGGCGGGUGCAAGAGAUUGUGCCAACUCUGCCUGCGAGUCUGAGUGCAGACUUCAGGAAUUUCAUGCAGAAGAGUUUGGCGCUAAAUGAACAAGAACGGUGGACGGCUGAGAGGCUACUUAAUCAUCCAUUUAUUCAGGUCCAAGAAAAGGAGGGGAAUGAGAAUGACAAUAAGAGAGCAACAUCAGGAAUAUACUUGGAGAGAGAAAUGGAAGAGGAAGAAGAAAACUCGAGAGAGGGCUUGGAGCUGUCCUCUGAGCCCUCCCUCCCGCAGUACCUCAAGACAGGCAGUCUCGGCGCGCGAAUUGAGAAGGACUACAAGAUCCUCGAGUUUUUAGGGAAGGGAGGCUUUGGACAUGUGUUCAAGGUCCGGAAUAUCGUUGAUGACCGCGAGUAUGCGGUGAAAAGGAUUCCCCUCCACGAACAGAUCGACUCGGUGCGCAAGAAGAUCAUCAGGGAAGUUAAGCUCCUCUCAUCUCUCAACCAUGAAAAUGUUGUACGGUACUACACUUCCUGGAUUGAGGACCUCGUGCAGACAAAAAGAGAGGCCACUGCCAGUGACUCAGAGGAAGAUCUCUCAAGGGCAACAGUCGUGCACUGCAGUUCCCGAAAAGUAUCACCAGGACCAAAAGAGAGUGAAGAGGACCAGAGGGGGCUGGAUGAAGGCAGCUCCCCCUCAGAGUCUGAGGAGAGUUCAGUCAACAACACCAUCUCUCAGGUUACCUCUGUCCCUGACACUCAGGAGGACUUGAGCCCCUUUCCAAAAUGCCUCGAGCAGAAAGCUCAAGCAGAGGAGUCAGAAUGGAGCGUCAUAUUUUAUGAUGGUGUAGAUCAUGCCAGCUAUUCUCAAGCCAAUGAAACAGAGGAGAGUGAUGAUGACGAUGACGACGACUGGCUGAUGGGCAGCUUAGGACCAAUGUUGCAAGAUUCUGAUGAUGACAUGUACGAUGAUGACAAGAUGAAAGAUGAUGACUUCUCGGACUCGCAAGAUUCUGUGAUAGAGACGGAUAAUGUUGACAAGACCGACAGUGCUCACGCCGUCAAGCAGUUCAAGAAGCAGUACCUGUUUAUCCAGAUGCAGCUUUGUGAGAAGAACACACUGAGGCAAGCCAUCAACGAACACCUCUGUGUGGAUAAUGACCGCAAAUGGAGGCUGUUUCGGGAGUUGGUCAAUGGACUUGACUACAUCCACUCCCAGGGUUUAAUCCACCGUGACUUAAAGCCUGGCAAUAUUUUCCUUGACAUGGAUGAUCAUGUCAAAAUUGGCGACUUUGGUCUGGCCACGGCAGCAAUCAAAGCUAAGACUACUGUUGGAGUUAUCACCAAGAUGGAUGUAGACGACACAAAGGACAGUGCCUUGACCAGCCAGAUAGGCACCACCCUUUACGUUGCACCAGAAGUCAACAAGUCUAAAGGCAAAGUGAGCUACACGAACAAGGUUGACAUCUACAGCCUGGGGGUCAUAUUCUUUGAGAUGGCACACCCCCCUCUGACCACGGGCAUGGAGAGAGCCAAGGUCCUCUACAACCUGAGAAAGCCAGAGAUUGACAUACCAGAAGAGUUCAGUGUGAAGAAUGCUAAUUCUGUUCUGUUGAUCAAGUGGCUUUUACAGCAUGAUCCGCAGCAGAGGCCUAGUACCAGUGACAUCUUGAAAUCACACCUGCUACCCCCUCCUACAGCUGAAGAACAAAAGUUCAUCCAGACUUUAGAAGACAAGCUGAAGAAUGUGAGGUCAUCAGACUAUCAGGAAAUCCUCAACUUAGUCUUCAAACCAUAUGCACGGCCUGAGUUAGAAGCAACCUUUGAAGUCAGGCACCCUGUCACCUCUGACUAUUGGCAGUAUUGGAAGCAAGAUUAUCUGCAUUCUCUAGUUACAGCAGUAUUUAAAGCACAUGGGGGCAUAUGGGUACCAACAACAUUCUAUGUACCCAAGGGAUCCUUUUACAAUGACAAGGACAAUCUUGUGUCACUCAUGUCUGGGAGAGGGGAGCUUGUGUCUGCUCAGUAUGAGCUCAGAUACCCAUUUGCUCGCUUUCUUGCACGAAAUGAGGUUAAGUACAUAAGAAGAUAUUGUAUUGACAGAGUCCAGCGUGCUUUUAAAGUCUCAGGCAUCCACCCAAAAGAGUCCUAUGAAUGUGCAUUUGACAUAGCCUGUCCUAAGAAGGAUUCAGUUGAAUCUUCAGCAAGAGUCAUUCUUGUAGCUCAUGACAUCAUACAACAGAUAAUCCAGGCAAGAAGUGAGAAUGUCUUGGUGCGUGUAGGACAUCUGGAGCUGGUUCAUGCAAUCCUCUUUCACUGUAAUGUUGAGGAGAAGUUCCAUCCUGAAGUCCUCUGUCUCUUGAAGGAGUACAACUGUAAACGAAUAACCUUGGAAAACAUGUGGGAGAUCUUUCGAGAGAUGGGCCUGGCCAGAUCUUCCGUUGAGUCUCUCAGAGGAUUCCUUUUUCCGGAUGGACCCAUUGAAGAUGUUAUGGCAUCUCUCAUUGCGAAGGGUUUGACUUCCAGGAGAAAAAGUGCACUCAAUGUGAAGCAGGUGUUGGCAGAGCUGAAUGAGGUUGUGGUCACCUCCAAUGUGUUUGGUGUGAAGUUUGAGAUAAGUCUGUGUCCACUGAUGGUUGUAGAUGCAUCCCUCUACUGCAAAUUUAUGUGCCAAUUUCUGCUGAAUGUGCGGAAGAAACACAUGCAAACACAGGAACUCUUAGCUCAGGGAGGAUCUUAUGAAAAGCUUAUACUGAAUCAUAGGAGCAAAUUAGUUGAAAAAACUAACAAAGAUGUUCCAUAUGCAGUGGGCAUUAGCUUGUUCCUUGAAAAGUUUGCAAGCUGCAUCUGUGAUAUUACGCAACUAACAGCAGCUGGUCGGAGAGAUGUGCCACAGCUAGUUGCAGAGCUUGGGAGUGGAACUGCAGCUGUGACUGUCAUGGUUUGUGCCAUUGGACAGAAAUUCUUGCAGGAGCGUGUCAAUAUUGUGCGAGGGCUGAGGAAAAGGAAGAUAACGGCAGACCACUGCCACUGUUUAACACAAGAAGAAGCAGAUAACGUUAAAGAGGAAUUCCGGAUGACGAACUUUGUCGUGUUGACUGGCCAUGAGACGCCCUCUGUGAGAGUCUUUUUGGAGUCAGCCUGGCGGAAUCAAGACCGUAAAGUCGACCUGGAUAAAGUCGUAGAAUACAUUUACAAGAAUCUUAGCUCAAGUGAACCGGCUUCCCUCUCCUCACGGACAGAUUCCAAAGCUGCAGGUGUCAGUAAUUAUGAUGAGGACCAGCUGAAAAUCACCUACUUUACUAGAAGACAUUCAAAGAACAAAGAUGCCAGUAAAAAAGAUGAACAGAUCACAAGAGAAGUUCGUGCAGCUUCAGCCCGUUGGCCAGACAUUGCUCCGAAAACUCAGAUUGAAGUUUGGGCGGUGGAGUUGGAGAGGAAACCCUUGCAUGCCUUGGGCUCACUUGACAUCGAGUCGGUCAAAUACUUCACUGAAGCUGUCAGUGAUAUUAAAAACAUGUUCCCAGAGCACAAGGACCACCUGGAAGAGAUCUGCAAGCAACUGCAGCCGAGAAUAUUCCAGAAGAGGAAGGCGGACCGAAGCUGCCUUGUUCUGUAUAGCUUAAGCAGUGGUGCUCUGAAACGGAUAUUAUGAUGGCGGACAAUCUAUUUUCUUUAUUUAUUAUGUUUUCUCUUUUUUGCCACAGUCACUUUGAAGAGGAUAUUAUAAUGGCAAACUAUUUUUGUUUGUUUGUUUAGCCAGUGCUGCUCUCUAAAAACAAUUUCUUUGUGUUCAUUAUAAUAGCUAUUAAUAGAAAUAUGUAUUCUUGAUACAGGGUUUUCAUUGGUACUUGUAUUCUUUUUGUUUGUAAUUCUUUAUGAUUGUUCAUUGGUCUUGACAUUAUCAGUUGUUAUUAAUAUUCUUUGUAUUUGAUAUCUCUUUCAUGUCAAUUCAUAGCUUUAUAUAUCUCUAUAAAUUGUUAUUAUUUAUUUGAUUCUUUUUUUACUGAUUGGUACAAUGCUUGUGAUUUGAAUUGGUGCUUUUCAAAUUGUACUUAGAUUAAUUUGAUAUUCCUCAUUUAUAUGGUCUGAUAUAAAAUUGUUCACUAUUAUCUAUAUCAUGCUGCAUAAAGGGUAGCCAUGUGCUAUGAUUUUUAGUAUAAUGCCUCUGAGUGCCAUGUUCAUUACAUAUUCAACGUCGUGAUUAUUGCACAGGUUCUGUUAUGUAAUUUUUUAUUCAAAAUAAUGAGUCAGAGCAUUGCCUCUAGCCCUCUGGCUGAAUUCUGCAGCAGCAGAAGGAAAAUCAUCAAGGGCCACAAACCUGGGUAUUUUUGUAUACACUUCUCAACGCAAGGAGGACCGUGUGGAAUUUUGUGGUGUAUUGAUUCACUCAACUGGAAUGCUCAAAUAUCUUUCAGUGAUAUGAAAUGUUGUAACCAGAAAGCAUACUAAUGGA